AGGAAUACAUUGACUGUUUUGAUCUUUGGCGGAAGCAGUGAAUCCUAAAAAGAAAAGCGCAACAUAAUAUUGGUAGGAUUUUUUCGAAAUAGGAUUUGUUUCGUGGGACCGCUGGUCAAAAGGGCAAUGUCAGGCGCCGGCGAUAUGAUUAACGAGCGGUUAUUGCUAAAGGAGCUGAAGAGCGCGGGAGUGUUCAAGUUGGGCAACUUUACUUUGCAAAGUGGUCAAAUUUCGCCGAUCUACGUGGAUCUACGUGUGCUCUUUACGUUACCCAAAGUGCUUAGCUUGACAGCGAAUUGUAUGUGCACUAUGAUGGAAGCGAAGAAUUUAAAGUAUGAUUAUAUCGUUGGCGUGCCAUAUGCAGCAUUACCACUUUCGACGAUUAUUGCUGAUCGAUUAGAAAAACCAAUGUUGUUACGGCGUAAGGAAGUAAAAUCAUAUGGAACGAGGAAAAUUAUAGAGGGCAAAUAUGAAGCUGGGAAACGAGCUCUGGUCAUUGAAGAUGUUGUCACUUCAGGUAAAAGUAUUUUGGAAACGGUUCUUGCAUUACGCAGCGAAGGUCUGAUCUGUGAGGAUGCCAUAUGUGUGUUGGAUCGAGAACAGGGUGGUCCACAAAAUGUCCAGGAUGAAGGGCUUACUCUGUACAGUUUACUGGGAAUGAACAAAGUGCUUGAUUUCCUGAUCGAUAUCGGCAUCAUUACUGCAAAAAGGAAGGAAGACAUACUGUAUCAGUUAACACUUCCCCCACCCACUGAAAAAAUACAUAACCAUGAUUGGUCAUUAACAUCACGGGAAAAUUCCACACCAAAUGCUUUAAAUAAAAGGCUGUUAGAAAUAAUGAAUAAGAAGAAAACAUGUUUGUGUAUAGCAAUUGACAUCACUAAAUGUGAGGACAUCAUACAAAUUGUUGAAAAGACUGCUGGUUAUAUCUGCGCCGUAAAGCUACAUGCUGAUGUGAUUGAAGAUUUCAGUGAUGCUUUUGUGCGCAAACUUACUUCAUUGGCUAAUAAUCUUGAUUUCAUCAUUUUUGAAGACAGAAAGUUAGCUGACACUGGCUACACGACAAAUUUACAACUUACGAAAGGACCGUUCAAAAUAGCAUCCUGGGCACAAAUUGUCUCUGUCCAUGCUCUUUCUGGACAACCCGUUUUGAAUGUCAUAAGAAAGAUUGUUGAUCAGCCCAAAGCAAAACUUACUGGUUGUUUGUUGGUUGUGGAAAUGAGUUCUGGAGCCUUCAUUAAUUCGAAACAAUACUUGGACGAUGCACUAGAGUUGGCAAAGAGUAAUCGUGAUAUCGUAAGCGGGUUCAUUUGUCAGAAACGUUGCACGAAUAUACCAGGUUUUCUCUACUGGACUUCAGGAGUUCAUAUGGAUGCAAUGAGCGAUGGAAUUGGUCAAAACUGGCGUACAAUCGAGAAUGCAAUAGGCGUAGAUGGAAACGAUAUAGUGGUAGUGGGACGAGCAAUUACUGGUGCAGCUGAUAUCAAUACUCAGAUCCGGCGGUAUCGUGAUGCUACAUGGGAAUCAUAUAUUAACAGGCAGCAAAACCAUUAA
This is a messenger RNA of Loa loa (African eye worm), 1554 nucleotides long. Its product is annotated as orotate phosphoribosyltransferase. Lineage: Eukaryota; Metazoa; Nematoda; Chromadorea; Rhabditida; Onchocercidae. Bases 127 to 1554 code for a protein of 475 amino acids. The transcript is spliced from 10 exons. The record is from RefSeq and is a predicted model, not a curated record. Gene Ontology annotation, molecular function: orotate phosphoribosyltransferase activity; orotidine-5'-phosphate decarboxylase activity. Gene Ontology annotation, biological process: 'de novo' pyrimidine nucleobase biosynthetic process; 'de novo' UMP biosynthetic process.